AUGGCUGCCCAAUCACCAUGUGGAUGGUCAUGGAACUCACCGACCCACGCCACCGCCACAGUUAAAUGCUCUUCUGACUCCUCGAGUCUCUCUUCCUUCCACUCAGCUCCACAAAAACGACCUCGUUUCACGGCUUCUUCUUCUUCUCCUUCUUCUAGUAGCUCUAAAUCUACCGCCAAGCAGGGACUGAGAAAGCCCCCGAAAUUGGAUAGUGCGAGUCCGAAUCCAAGCAAAUUAGCCAGUAACUUCUCGGUUGUGAAAGAGGUGGAAGCGAUCAUGGACCCAGCAGCCUUUACUGUUGUUCGGUUUGCUGUGUCGGCCAUUCCAUUCAUCCCAUUUGUGUUCCGAGCACGAGGUGAUAUUCAUACCCGUAAUGCAGGGAUUGAGUUGGGUUUCUGGGUCAGUCUAGGGUAUCUCAUGCAGGCUCUUGGAUUGCUAACAUCAGAUGCCGGUCGCGCAUCAUUUAUAUCCAUGUUCACUGUAGUUAUAGUUCCAUUGCUUGAUGGUAUGUUAGGAGCAAUAGUCCCCGCUCGUACCUGGUUCGGAGCUCUCAUGUCUAUCAUAGGAGUUGCAAUGCUGGAAUCCAGCGGAUCUCCACCCAGUGUUGGAGAUUUGUUGAACUUCUUAAGCGCCGUGUUUUUUGGUGUCCAUAUGUUAAGAACUGAACACAUUUCAAGAAAUACGAAAAGAGAAAAUUUCUUACCUCUGCUCGGUUAUGAGGUAUGCGUUGUUGCUAUCAUGUCAACAAUGUGGUACUGCGUUGGAUCAGGGUCCGGGGGCCUCCAAGAUUGUAACCCAUCAUUGUGGACGUGGAAGAUAUUCUGGGAGUGGAUGGUAGUGUUUCCAUGGAUACCUGCACUGUACUCGGGCAUAUUCUCGACUGGUCUAUGCUUAUGGGUAGAGAUGGCCGCAAUGCGUGAUGUAUCAGCCACAGAAACAGCAAUAAUUUAUGGCUUGGAGCCAGUCUGGGGUGCUGGUUUUGCUUGGUUUCUCCUUGGGGAAAGGUGGGGCACUACUGGUUGGAUUGGGGCUGCACUGGUGCUAGGUGGAAGCUUAACAGUACAGAUCUUUGGAUCGACAUCUCCUGCAAAGUCUUACAAAGAGGGAAAGGACAGUAAGAAACUCGAUUACCCUGUGGUUUCAGAUAAACACAAUCGCCUUUCUGCCUCUCCAGUUACUGUCAGUUCCAGAAAGGAUAUUCCUGAUAUGCUAAAUAAGUGA
Prunus armeniaca (apricot) is the source of this 1221-nucleotide messenger RNA. The record is from the annotation of a GenBank genome assembly. NCBI's taxonomy places the organism in Eukaryota, Viridiplantae, Streptophyta, Magnoliopsida, Rosales, Rosaceae.